AUGGGGAAUGGACCAUCAAAGUUAAAAGAAGCGCAAAGAAAAAGAUUUCGUGCACGUAAUCAAAGGGAAAGUUUGUCGUCAACCAUUUGCUCUACGGCUUCGCGCGAAAAUUCGAGCAAUCAAUGGUAUCGAUUUUCGUACGGUCGACGGUAUCAAAACGUCGAAAAUCCGAAUGAUGAAGAUGAGAUGGCACGACUACAGCUUUUACACUAUCUAGUCAAAUCAAGUUGGCAAUCUGAUUUUUCAUCGCCGAUAGCAGGACAACUAGAGUCCGGGAAUUGCAGGGUUCUCGAUUGCGGCUGCGGCCCAGGCACAUGGUUAAUGGAACUCGGAUCUGACAAUCCAGACUCAUAUUUCACUGGAAUUGACUGUUGCCCAGUUUUUCCCACAGACAUAAAACCACGAAACGUCGAAUUUCAAUGCGCAAACAUACUAGACGGCCUCCCGUUCGAUGACGACACGUUCGAUUUUGUGCAUAUGCGAUUCAUGGUCGGCUCAUUUACAUCUGAGCAAUGGAAUUUCAGUGUCAUUCCGGAAUUGGUGCGAGUCUGUAAGCCGGGUGGAUUUUUGGAGUGCAUGGAGUCGGACAUGAAGUGGAUGCAUAGUGGUCCUGCUACAGAAUGUUUGAUGAAGACGUCGUUUUCAUUUCUUGCUUCACAUGGAAUUGAAGGAAUAAUACAUCCGCAUCUACAUGAAUAUCUUCGACGUACAAAUAGACUGGCUAACAUUCAUUAUGCGCAUAAAAAUAUACCGGUCGGGAAGCCCGGUGAAUUGACAUUUCAGGUUGCUCAACAAACAUUGGAGGCAAGCAAAGUACAUUUGAGCGAAUUCCUUCAAAUAUCACAUGACGAAUACGACGAGCUGAUCCGUAUCGCCUGUAGGGAAUUUGAAGAGUAUAAGACCAUGGUUACGAUGUUUCGAUUUUGGGCUCAAAAGAUUUGA
Ambispora leptoticha is the source of this 942-nucleotide messenger RNA. Lineage: Eukaryota; Fungi; Glomeromycota; Glomeromycetes; Archaeosporales; Ambisporaceae. The record is from the annotation of a GenBank genome assembly.